CUCGGCACUCAGCAUCUUCAUCCCCCACCCAAAUCCUUCAUCUGUUUCGGCUCCUUUUGUUUCUCUACUCUCCGUUCCUCCGGUUCGUCGCAUCGGACGUGUGGAGCCCUCAUGGGCAGUGUUCUGGCCUUGGCUGGUGCGGGCCGUCAGAACUGGCCUUUCCCCUCGGACACACCCCCUACCCAGUGGGACAAGCCCCUUCCUCACUGGGAUACGCCCCCUCGCUGGGAGAGGAGGGACGGACGCCUCCCCAACCCCGGGAGCUUCCAUGCCCUGCAUCACUCGUGCAAGGAUGUGUUCCCACAGCAGAUUGAAGGAGUAAAGAUGAUGGUCAACAAAACCCUUAGCAGCUUCUUCAAAGCCAGUCAUACCUUCCACCUCAGUGCAGUGAGUCCGUCUCAGUACCGCUUCCAUGUGGAGCACCGUCAGUCUGACAGUCACGGCAAAGAUACGGACUCCCCCGUGCUGAUCGGUGAGAUGGACUCCUCCGGCAGUCUGAAUGCUCAUUCGCUGCUGCAUCUUAGCGAACGAAUCAGGGCCAAGGCUGUGUUUCAGACCCAGCAGGCUCAGUUCAUGACGUGGCAGUUUGAGACGGAGUACAGAGGAAGUGACUUCACAGCUGCUGUUACCAUGGCGAACCCUGAUGUCCUACGGGAGUCAGUGAUCCUGGUUGCCCACUUCCUCCAGAGUGUGUGUUCAGGGCUGGUGUUGGGAGGAGAGCUGGUCUACCACAGAGGAAGACAUGAAGAGGGAGGCAUUCUCACCCUGGCUGGACAGUACUCAGGUCCUAACUGGGUGGCGACACUGAAUGCUGGGAAAGGAGGAGCUCACGCCAGCUACUACCAUAGAGCUAACAAACAGAUCCAGGUGGGGGUAGAGUUUGAGGCCAGUACCAGGACCCAGGAGACGACGGCCUCCUUCGGGUACCAGAUGGAACUACCAGAGGCUAACAUGGUGUUCAGAGGCAUGGUUAACAGUAGGUGUAUAAUUGGAGGAGUACUGGAGAAGAGUCUGUCUCCUCUCCCUGCUACACUGCUGAUGGGAGCCUUCGUUAAUCACCGUGGUGACAAACUGCAGGUGGGGCUGGGAAUCAAUGUGGGCUAGACUACAACACCCACAACCCUCUACAGAAGGGACUCCCUCACAUGCCCCUCCCCCAGCUCUGUGGCCUUGUGGGAAACGGCGUUCCUGUUUUUGGAGGAAGA
Molecule: messenger RNA, 1205 nt
Organism: Oncorhynchus masou masou (cherry salmon)
Lineage: Eukaryota; Metazoa; Chordata; Actinopteri; Salmoniformes; Salmonidae
Exons: 11
Coding region: 112-1104 (330 amino acids)
Biological process (GO): protein import into mitochondrial matrix
Cellular component (GO): mitochondrial outer membrane translocase complex; mitochondrial outer membrane
Molecular function (GO): transmembrane protein transporter activity
Source: RefSeq, a predicted model, not a curated record